CGGAGGCUGCGUAAACUAAUAGAACCGGAGGAAAGAUGGCGUCCACGGCGGCUGGGAAGCAGAGGAUUCCCAAAGUGGCAAAGGUGAAAAAUAAAGCUCCAGCAGAAGUACAGAUCACAGCGGAACAGCUGUUAAGAGAAGCAAAGGAGAGAGAACUUGAGCUUCUUCCCCCACCUCCUCAACAGAAGAUCACAGAUGAAGAGGAGCUAAAUGAUUACAAGCUUCGGAAAAGAAAGACUUUUGAAGAUAACAUAAGAAAAAACCGGACUGUUAUUAGUAAUUGGAUCAAAUACGCACAAUGGGAAGAAAGCCUCAAAGAAAUACAAAGGGCUCGUUCCAUCUACGAGCGUGCUCUAGAUGUGGACUACCGAAAUGUAACUCUUUGGCUGAAGUAUGCCGAAAUGGAAAUGAAGAAUCGCCAGGUUAAUCAUGCACGAAAUAUCUGGGAUCGAGCUGUCACUACUUUACCAAGAGUUAAUCAGUUCUGGUACAAAUAUACUUACAUGGAAGAGAUGCUGGGAAAUGUUGCUGGGGCCCGCCAGGUGUUUGAACGUUGGAUGGAAUGGCAGCCAGAGGAACAGUCCUGGCAUUCCUACAUUAACUUUGAACUAAGAUAUAAGGAAGUGGAUAGAGCACGCUCUAUUUAUGAGAGAUUUGUCAUGGUCCAUCCUGAUGUUAAGAAUUGGAUUAAAUAUGCUCGCUUUGAGGAAAAACACAGUUAUUUUGCACAUGCAAGGAAAGUAUUUGAAAGAGCAGUGGAAUUUUUUGGAGAAGAACAUAUGAACGAACAUUUGUAUGUUGCAUUUGCCAGAUUUGAAGAGAACCAGAAAGAGUUUGAACGGGUGCGAGUAAUAUACAAAUAUGCCCUGGACAGAAUUCCAAAACAUGAGGCACAGGAGCUCUUCAAAAAUUACACAAUUUUUGAGAAGAAAUUUGGGGACCGAAGGGGAAUUGAGGAUAUUAUUGUUAGCAAGAGGAGAUUCCAAUAUGAAGAGGAAGUAAAAGCUAAUCCGCAUAAUUAUGAUGCUUGGUUUGAUUAUCUGCGUCUGGUGGAAAGUGAUGCAGAUGCUGAUACUAUACGUGAAGUUUAUGAAAGAGCCAUUGCCAAUGUUCCUCCAAUCCAAGAAAAGCGACACUGGAAGAGAUACAUCUAUCUGUGGAUCAAUUAUGCACUCUAUGAAGAGCUAGAGGCAAAGGAUCCAGAGAGAACAAGACAGGUAUAUCAAGCGUGUAUUGAACUCAUUCCUCACAAAAAGUUUACAUUUGCUAAAAUAUGGUUGCUAUGUGCACAAUUUGAAAUCAGACAGAAGAAUCUCCAUCUUGCCAGGAGAGCAUUGGGGACAUCUAUAGGUAAAUGUCCAAAGAACAAACUAUUUAAAGGCUAUAUUGAACUGGAACUACAACUGCGAGAGUUUGACCGUUGUCGGAAACUGUACGAAAAGUUUUUAGAGUUUGCACCUGAAAACUGCACAUCAUGGAUCAAAUUUGCUGAAUUAGAAACUAUCCUUGGUGAUAUUGACCGAGCCAGAGCUAUAUAUGAACUAGCUAUUGGCCAACCUCGAUUGGAUAUGCCAGAGGUACUUUGGAAAUCUUACAUAGACUUUGAAAUUGAACAAGAAGAAUAUGAGAACACAAGAAAUCUAUACAGGCGGUUGCUUCAGCGAACACAGCAUGUUAAGGUAUGGAUUAGUUUUGCCCAGUUUGAGCUCUCAGCAGGUAAAGAGAACAAUUUACCACGAUGCCGGCAAAUAUACGAAGAGGCAAAUAAAACCAUGAGAAAUUGCGAGGAGAAAGAGGAGAGGCUUAUGCUCUUGGAAUCUUGGAAAAACUUUGAAGAGGAGUUUGGAACAGAAUCCAGCAGAGAGCGAGUAGACCAACUCAUGCCUGAAAAAGUCAAGAAGCGGAGAAAACUUCAAGCCGAAGAUGGGUCUGAUGCCGGCUGGGAAGAAUAUUAUGAUUACAUCUUCCCAGAAGAUGCUGCCAAUCAACCCAACCUCAAACUGCUUGCAAUGGCUAAACUCUGGAAGAAGCAGCAACAGGAUGAAAAUCCAGAGAGAGAUCCAGACAAGGAUAUUGAUGAAAGCAGUCCCUAACAUUAUCUUUGAUUUCUUUUCCUUUAUAUUGUACAGAUUUUUGCUAAUAAACUAUUUCCAAAAAAAAAAAUAGUUGCUAAUGCUUGAAGUGAGAGAAAGAGGCAUGUUCUUAACAUAAACAUUUGAAGAGUAAUGUACAGUAUAUAGCUAUGAUUACUACAUUACAAAAAUAAUAUUGUAGAGCUGAAAAAGCAGCAGCAAGGAGUAACUGCCUAUUGAGGUAAGAGAAGAUAUUAUGAUCUUUAGCUUAGAAGAAAGACAAAGUGAUAUGAUACAGGUGUAUAAAAUAAUUGAUGGAUUGGACAAUUUUUUUUUUCAUU
Molecule: messenger RNA, 2413 nt
Organism: Candoia aspera
Lineage: Eukaryota; Metazoa; Chordata; Lepidosauria; Squamata; Candoiidae
Gene: CRNKL1
Product: crooked neck pre-mRNA splicing factor 1
Exons: 14
Coding region: 36-2093 (685 amino acids)
Biological process (GO): spliceosomal complex assembly; mRNA splicing, via spliceosome
Cellular component (GO): U2-type catalytic step 2 spliceosome; Prp19 complex; precatalytic spliceosome
Molecular function (GO): protein binding
Source: RefSeq, a predicted model, not a curated record